Aplysia californica (California sea hare) is the source of this 5134-nucleotide messenger RNA. Its product is annotated as protocadherin alpha-6. The record is from RefSeq and is a predicted model, not a curated record. Gene Ontology annotation, molecular function: calcium ion binding. Gene Ontology annotation, cellular component: plasma membrane. Lineage: Eukaryota; Metazoa; Mollusca; Gastropoda; Aplysiida; Aplysiidae. Gene Ontology annotation, biological process: homophilic cell-cell adhesion.
GUGUGAUUGGAACUAGCCGGAAUGUCCGACAUCUUGAGAGUGCAUCAUAAACUUAUAUCAUGACGUCACACGUGUAUGUAUAGCCAUUACAAAACUAUAAAGAACACACAAUCGAUGGAUACAAUUGCUGAAGCCAUUUUGGUACUUCGUUUCCGGGAAACGUCAAAGUAUCAAUAGGAAUUUAAUCGAAGACUAGGUACUCGAUAUUCAAUUCAUUUUACAUAAUGAUGAGGUCACAGUUUCAAACGUCAAAAAUGAAAACGUGGGCCCAAGCUCUGUUACUGGUUCUAUUAUCCGAGGUGGUUAUUCUGACUGAAGGAGCGGAUCCAGUGGUCGAGUUUACCGUGGAGGAAGAGAAGACGAUCGGCCUUGAACUUGGGAGUCUUGGGGAUGAUGACGUAUUACCCCUAGAGCUGGAGCCCGGAGUGAGAUUGUCUCUGAGGUAUAGUCUCUUGCCUCAAGGCACUCCGCACGACUCACUGUUCAGGGUGGAUGAGGAUACGGGGCAGAUUUUUGCGAUCGGUAGAAUCAACCGAGAAGAAUUAUGCAAAUUUGACACGACCUGCGACCUUGACAUUCAAGUGGCUGUCCAAUCAGCUAUCAGCCAGUUCUUCAAAAAGGUCAAAGUGGUCAUCAAAGUUCAAGACAUAAACGACAACCCACCAGAGUUUCCUCGAUCAAAUAUCCAAGUGAACAUGCCUGAAAAUGUUGCCACUGGAACGUCCUUCCCCUUGCAGGGAGCAGAGGACCUUGACAUUGGUCAGUUUGGAGUUCAGGCGUACGAGUUGACACCGAGCUCCGGCGCCUUCUACGUGAAUGUCACGCGCAGUGAUGACGGACCUAGCGUGAGUGUCCGCCACAGAUUACGACACGCCCAAGUUCGGGGUCAAAGAGUACAGGUUCUCCCCUCUAGAGCGUGAUGACGUCAGGAAGUAUUUCACUAUCAACGCCAGCACAGGGCAGAUCACUGUAGCCGGGUCUCUGCUGGAGAGACAAGGGAAGACCUUUCGACUUCUUGUGGAAUGUUUGGACAAAGGUUUACCUCCCCUUGUGUCAAGAGCGGAAGUUGACGUCACAGUAGAGGACACGACUAACAGCGCCCCCGUCAUCAACCUCAACGUCAUGUUUGGUGGCGCAGUCUCGGAAGUCGCUCAGUCUGGCACCGUGGUAGCGCUCCUGAACGUAGUGGACCACGACGCAGGCCACAGAGGUAUCGUGUCCUGCUCUAUCGUGAGUGACGCCUUCGAGCUCCAGCCUCGCUCUGUGAGUGAGUACAAAGUGAUCGUGGUGCGUCGUCUUGACAGGGAGAGCGAGCCUGUGCACAACGUCAGUGUCUUGUGCCAGGACGCCGGAUCGCCGCCACUCUCGGACACCGUCACAUUUCUCGUCAAGGUGAAGGACGAGAACGACAACGCCCCUUACUUCAGCAAGGCCGUGUACGAGAUCACGAUGCCCGAGAACAACCGGCCUGGUCAGAUCCUGCUGCGAGUGGAUGCCAAAGACGAUGACGUAGGAGAGAACGCGAGACUGACCUACAACCUGAUCGACGCGGAAGAGUUCUUGAGGAUAGACGACAGGGGGAAUAUUGUAGCGGUCAAGCCGCUUGACCACGAGGAGAAGGCUGUUCUGAGGUUUAAGGUUAUGGCAAGUGAUAACGGAACGCCUCAGAAAGCAAGAACGGCUGACGUCAUUAUUACGGUAACAGACUUGAAUGAUGAGGCGCCGCUGUUUAAAUCUCUACAGUACAACUUCGAGGUUACGGAGAAUAUGCCUGCGAACACGAGUCUCAGUCGUGUUUCAGCAGACGACAAAGACAGUGGAGACAACGGGAAGAUUUCGUACUCCCUUCUCCCUAAGAUGAGCCCCUUUCGUAUUCUCGCAGACGGCCUCAUAGUGACGAAAGAGUCUCUGGACAGGGAAAUGAAACCUGUCUACGCUCUGACUGUCCUCGCCACAGACAGUGGAGUUCCUGCGCUCACAGGCACGGCCCAGGUCAAGAUCAAAGUCCGAGAUCAGAAUGACCACCACCCUCGAAUCAUCUACCCUCGAAACGGGAACAACUCUGUGGCCGUAUCUUUCGACGCGAAACGUGGAUCUGUUGUGCUGACUAUUCUCGCAGAGGAUGCGGAUGACGGACCCAACAAAAAGUUGGUCUACCAUCUCGCUUCGAAUUCUGCUCGAGCCAUGUUUGAGCUGAGUCGGGACACGGGGGAUUUGAUUCUAACGAGGGAACUUACGCCUCAAGACGUUGGUCGCCAUAGACUGACGAUCGUCGUUACAGACAAGAGUAAGUCCUUUCCUCUUGCUUCCAACUCUUCUUUCGACGUAGUAAUCUUUGCUCCAAAUGAAACAGCCGGUGCCGGUCAGGAUAAGGAGAAGGAGCACGUGUUAGUUGUCAUCAUUUUGGGCGUGGUCACGGGAGUUGUAACCGUCGCUGUCAUCAUCACCAUUGUCGUCAUACGUCGAGCAGACACGCAGAGAAGGAAAUACAUCCAAAAUAGGGCAAAGAUGUCACCUGAAGUGGAGAAGCUUGAAGCUGAAAAACCUAGUGUGGGUUACGUCAUCAGUAACAGUGCACAAGAUGGCGCUAAGACCAAGGGGAGUAAUGACGGUGGUGAUGACGCGUCCAGAGACUUGACACAGGAUGAAGGAUUUGCUGACAAGUCGCUCCUGAUGCAUGGCACCGCGGGCGAUGACGUAAACAGCGACGGUUCAGGGGAGAGCACUACGUGUGACAGUGGGCGUGGCGGAAGUGAGGAGGACAACGGAAGCCACGGGAGGGCGUCUCCCGUCAAUAAAGAUGGCUCCAUCAUGAACAACCUGAACCACCCGACCCGCCCACAGCGCCCCCUACACGGUCCCCGAGUGGCCAACAUCCCUCGCUCUGGAUUCCCUCCCUUGUCCGGGAGACAACUGGGUCACUCCCUCGACGCGCAGCUGCCUUCCCAGAACCCUCCUCGCUCCUUCAGCGCCCCGCCUGUCAAGCACGUAUCCUUCCGCGAUGACUACCGCAGCGAAUGGCCGGAACUACUUCCUCCCCACCCACGGGGUCACGGAGCCAUGAUGCCCCCACCCAUCCCGGAAAAGUGGGGGUCCGCCUCCAAAGUUGGUCAUGGUGGCGUCCCGAGGGGGAUGGGUGAGCUCACGGUCAACCUUGAUCACAGUUUCGAGACAGCUGAGGACGGCAACAGUACGACGACAAGCGGCAGCUACACUGUGGACGAUCUGUCGCCGCGAGGCAUUGGCAUCAACUACAACCCUGAGCAGGCUGUGGUCUGAAGGAGACUUCUCUGAGACUCACUACGCCAAAAAGUUUGAGAGACACAACAGAAUGCACAUUGUACCUUUGGGAGCUCACACAAUGAUGAAAAGGCUUUGUUCGUCAACAGAGAUUUCUAAAGUCUCAAUACACAAAAAAAUGCUGAGUAACAAAGACUGAUUUGUGUCACAGUAAUGGGAACUCAAGCAACGGAUAACAACCAGCAUAUUAUGUUGACAUGUGAGCGCUAUGUCCCAUCCAGUAUGCCUAAAAUCUGGACCGUUCAGAUACCGAUCAUUUCGUACUUUUCGAAUAAAGUCUCUACAAACUUUCAAGUUUCUAGAGCUACAUAGGAGUGUCGAACGUAUGGUUUCAGGUUUAAACUAAAUCAGAAUGGGCAUACAUUUUUCGAUGAUCAGACAAGUUGUCCCUUUGCACUGACUUAAUCGUGUCCUGUUGGUCAUUCAGCUCACUUCACACUUACACAAGUCUCUAAGAUCGCAAUCUUUGGGAACUUAACAAACACGCUGUGAACGUGAACAUUGAGGACACAAACGACGACCACAUUGUGCCAUGUCCUGGAGAGUUUUGACUUGUGAGCAAAUGGCUCAAUAACUAAGUUGAGCAAUAGACUACAAGAACUGCCUACGUAAUAAGGAUGCAGAACGUUGAUUUCCCUUCACAACAUGAUCAACUUAUUGUGUUGUUCUUGGGAUGAAAUCGUCACAACAGAAUGCUUUUCUUCAUCUCAUCCAGGGCAACGAAAUACUACUUUGAUCUUGCCCUCGUCCCGUGUCUGACAAGAGUAAGCAUAUUCAGUGGGCUGUAAUGAUGUAUGUUCUCCACGGAGUCUGAGAUGUUACAAUAGAAUAAACCGACCCGUGAAGGAAGCUAUUAUGAAGUCACAAGAGCCUUACGGUAGUAAAUUAAAAGUUUAUUUUUACAAAUUAAAAAGGACUGACCAAUUUAGGCAGAGCGUGAGAAAGUGCUUCUUCUAGAAAGUGCGCGCAGCCACACUGUCGAACUUACUGGUUAUGACGUAAGACUUUAUGUAGGCACAUUUCGUUGUUACAAAGACUUCAUGAGACAGAAAACCUGUCAGACUUAAGAUGAGCUUUUAGCCAUUCGAAGGCUUUGUGAAGAAGGUGUGUUUCUGACUUCUUGUGAGCAUCACUUUUAUUAAUUGAGCAAGGAACCAAGCCAGCGACGGAAUGUAUGAAAACAUUGAUUUUCGUUUCCUCGAACUAGUCACCCGUUCCUUGUAGAAACAAUUACUCGUGUAAUUGAAACUACUCACAAGAUAGCUAAACCUGAGACAACAUGACAAUGGUCUCUGUUGAACGGCAUACAUAGAACCUCGAUGAGCUUUUUAAAAACAAAACUAUUAGCUGUGCACAGCAGACGCAACGUUUCCUGGAAGUAUUACAACUGAGAAACCAAAGACAAUUAGACGGUUUUCAACCUUCUAAGACUUUUCAGUUGUUUUUUAUAUGCGUGGUAAGAGCUGCGCGGUAUUUGGUCAUGUUCAUAUUGUAUGGAUGAGAUUUACACUUUACUACCUUCUGAGAGAUUCCAUGACAUGUACACUAGUAGACAGCCCUUGGCAUAAACUGUCAACAUAUCUUUUCUCAUUUUUUUGGGUCAUUUUGUAAGUAAGAACAUUUAUGUUGAAAUGUUCAUACAAUUUAGUAUUUUACUCCCCCCCCCUCCCCCUUUUUUUCUUUAAUUUAAAGGCUCUGGCUGCUGUGGCCAAACCUUUGAAAUAUCUUGAGAAACUAUAAUGACUGUAGUAGUAAGGUCCCGAGAUUCCUUUUCUAUAGUUUUUUUUCGAAAACGCAGUCUCUCCUUUACGUUUUCGAUCAGUUAAAAAAAAAA